Molecule: messenger RNA, 2817 nt
Organism: Orbicella faveolata
Lineage: Eukaryota; Metazoa; Cnidaria; Anthozoa; Scleractinia; Merulinidae
Product: protein kintoun-like
Biological process (GO): axonemal dynein complex assembly
Cellular component (GO): cytoplasm
Source: RefSeq, a predicted model, not a curated record
UGGUAUGUUGGAAAGCCGAGCAUGAGAGAGGCCUGGGAACCAUUUUCUCCAUGACUUAGCUACCAAGCUUUUCGGAAGAAACAAACAGAAAAUACUGGUUGAGCUUCUGUUGGUUCGUUAUAUUUCUUAGGAGGUGGGCUGGUUUCUGCAAAAUUUACGUCCAAAAUGUCCCAAACCAAUACUAAUAAGGAAUUCACUAUGACAAAGGAGGAGCUGGAUAAGUUUGAAAAAGCAAUGAAAGAUGAAGAGUUUCGAAAAUUACUUGUGGAAUACGCUAAAGAGAUAUCUGACCCAGAAAACAAGAAGAAAUAUGAGGAAGAAAUAGCAGAGAUGGAGAAAAUGAGAGGAAUGGAUGUGAAGUUUGUUCAUCCAGAGGAUGGUUAUGUUGUAAAAACAACAGAUAUCAGUAGUGGUUUGAAAGCAUUUGUCAACAUGUGCUCUAAUCAGCACAUUGGACAACCCUCGUCACAAUAUACUGAAAAGGAGGAGAAUGGGAAAAAGAGAGCUGGUCAUCAGUGGAAUAUUCCUUACAGCUUGUCCCAACCUAGAGAUGAUGUUGACAGAGAACCUUUGUCUCUAUGUCUGUUAUUAUUUAUAAUAAUUUAUUUUUGGUUGCAACAGGACAAGAGAUUUAAACAGUUGAUGAUUGACACUGCUUUUGAUGGGAUACACAGGGAGUUCAGUGUAACACUGGACCGAAAAAAUCUGAAAUUCCCAAAGAUGAAGUUUAAGGGGGUCAAGCAAUCUUCAGUGAUAAGAACAAAGACAAAGGAGGUCCCUGAAGAUUCUGCUGAGUUAAGCAUUGGUGGUAUGAAAUUCCCCUACCCUUACAGUGACCAACCAACAGUACAAAAAGAAGAGAGGAAAACAAUGGUUAGCAAAGAAGAGAAACAGAAAAAGAUGACAAGUGCUUCCAGUGUACCAGAGUAUAAAAUAGUACAUCGUGGACACAUUGACCUUCAGAACUUUACACAUGCAAGAGAUUCUAAUCAAAGUACAAGACCUAAAGAACUUCUUGUAUAUGUUGAUUUGCCGCUGUUGGAAUCUGCCGCUCCUGUGGAGUUAGAUAUUCUUGAGAAGAAGCUGAAGUUGGUCUGCAAGAAUCCUCCUUACAGUCUAGAAAUAUCACUUCCAUAUCCAGUUGACGAAGAAAAUGGCUCCGCUAAGUUUGACAAGAGCAAAAGGCAACUAACUGUUACAUUACCCGUGUUACCAGCUCUACUGACUCAACAAUUGGGUGAAGGAGAAGGAGAUGAUACAGAAGAACAGGUUGAAGUUUUACAAUGCACAAAUGACGAACAGCUGAAUUCAAUUCGGUCAAGCGCAGAAGAAUUUAUUGAUAAUACUCUGCCACGUGAUGGAAUGAAACCACGUGAAGGUGAUUCUACGGAGGAGAAUUCAGAAGACAAUACCAACGCUGCUUGGUGGAACAAGAAACUGCAGCGUAAUGCGGAGAAUGAAUUACUGGACAGUCUCGAGGAUGAAGAUAGCACAGACAUCCGAUUCAAGCUGCCAAGCUCAUCCGAUUCAGACUUCUCAUCUCCAUGCUUCUUCACGUGUCCGCCUUACAACUACCACCAGGAUGAUGACGUCAUCACAUUUGUCAUUGACGUCGCAGAUAUCGCCCUCGACACCGUCUCCCUCGGUUUCAAGAAAAACAAGGCAUACAUUAGCUUCCCAUCCGGUACGCCCCGACUCGGGGAACUGCCUUCCCCGGAUUAUGCCCUCUAUCUACAGUUCCCGGAUGAUCAUAACCUGGACGCUGAUCUCUGUAAUAUUGACGUCAGUAAGGAGAAUCUAGUUCUGAGUCUUUACAAAGAGAGAUCCUGUAAAGGAAUGUGGGAUAGUNAUGACACUGGGAAGAAGUGUGUUGUAUAUGAUGCAGUGUUCCAUCCUGAUACAUACAAGAAGGGCCACAAGUCCACCGUCGCUACUGACCGUGAAACAAACGUGAAGGUUUCAUCUCUGACCGAUGACUGCCUUAGUCUUGAGAUAGAAACAGGACACUCAGCACAUGAACUGUUGGGAUCUCAGUGGAAUUCAAAGGAAGAGGAGCAGCCAGACACCAUUGAGCACAUGGGAGAAAGCAUUAGUUCAUGCGAGGAAGUGAACGUGUCUGACUUAGUAGAAGAACUUCACAGAACUAAACUAAAUGGAAGCCCAGAGUUGAAUGAUUUUUGUGGCAAAGAGCGCGAGAAUGCGGAGCGUACAAAUGUGAAAAGCAAAGCGGAAUCUGUGAGUUCAGAUCCAGCGAAGAUCGAUAGUGAAGCAGCUUGUGCGGAAAUGGGAGAUAGUUUUGUACCAAUCGAUGUGAUAAGUAACGCAGUAAGGACUCGGCGGUCUAUUCUACGGAGAACUUCCAGCACUUCCACGGAUGAUUCCCUGGGAGACGAGAACGAAUUCAACGGAGUACCGGAUUCCCCGAGCAAGAAAAAUGUACGAUUUAACCUCAAUCCCAACGUUCGUGUUUUUAGCAACAAAAAGGAUAAAAAGAAAAGGAAAUUAGAGGCAAAGCUUAAGGCUGAAGCGCGAAAGCAUUCAUUAGAAAGCGAAGGAAGUGGAUCUGAACAGAGCAACGGGACUUCGCCCGUUGAUAACGGGAUUGGAUGGGAUGGGUUUGACGAUCAAUCCCUCGGGAAGGGAACUAACGGGAUAACCUCUCAUAAAACUCCAGAUAAUGAGGAGCUUGAAAAGGUAGAUGAAAAAGGAGCUAAAAUUAGUGAUGAUCAAACUACGGGCGAUGGUUUUGGUAAACCUUCAAGUCCAAGUGACUCUUUUGGGAUGACUAACAAUUUAAUAUUUGAAUUAGAUGACUGA